AAUCAAACAGUUUGAGUAAUUUAUAUUGAGAGGGAGAAUCUGAUUAGGGUUUGUGCUCAUCGGAAAUUUCUAUAACGAUCGGAGGCAUGAGCUCGACGGAGAAUCUGAUAACCUCAAUCCAAGGCCUAUCAGCGAGCUCCGGUGACUUAUCCGCACUCCACCGUAUUCUCAAAGGAGCUGAGGAGACGCUCCGAGCCGACUCGGAUCUUGAACUCUCUACUCUCGAACAGCUCGACGCUUCGAAGCAUUCUCUCGGCUACCUCUAUCUCCUCGAUGUUCUCACGUGUGGUCCAAUGUCAAAGGAGAAAGCUUUAGAUGUGGUUCUGUUGAUUUCUCGGUUCAUUACUUCCUGCGAUGCUGAGCAGAUUCGUAUAGCCAGCGACAAAUUUGUGUCUCUUUGUAAGAGAUUCAAAGACAGAGUCUUGGAGCUCGAGGAUCCCUUACGAGGAGUGGCGCCACUGUUGUCAGCUGUUCGUAAGGUUCAGGUUUCAAGCAAACGUUUGACUGCGUUGCAUCCGGAUUGUCUUCAGCUGUGUUUGCUGGCUAAGUGCUAUAAAGCUGGGUUUUCAAUUCUUAGUGAUGAUAUCUUGGAGGUUGACCAGCCUAGGGAUUUUUAUCUCUAUUGCUAUUAUGGGGGAAUAAUAUGCAUUGGACAGAAGAAAUUCCAGAAAGCAUUGGAGCUUCUUUACAAUGUUGUCACUGCUCCAAUGCAUAGUCUCAACGCCAUAGCUCUUGAGGCGUACAAAAAGUAUGUAUUGGUGACUCUCAUUCACUCUGGGCAGUUUAGUGUCAGUCUCCCAAAGUGCGCUUCUACAGCAGCUCAGAGGCACCUCAAGACCUGGUCUUUACCUUACACUGAAGUAGGCAAUUGCUACAACGAAGGGAAUAUCAGUGAGCUACAGGCAGUGGUUGUGGCCCACAGCUCAGAUUUUGAAAAGGACAAUAACCUUGGAUUAGUUAAGCAAGCUGUGUCAUCCCUUUACAAGCGGAACAUUCUGAGAUUGACUCAGAAGUACUUGACCUUGUCGCUUCAAGAUAUAGCGAACAUGGUUCAACUUGCUAAUGCCAAGGAGGCAGAAAUGCAUGUGCUUCAGAUGAUCCAGGACGGUCAGAUACAUGCUCUUAUCAACCAGAAAGAUGGAAUGGUCAGAUUUUUGGAGGACCCUGAGCAGUACAAAACCAGUGAGAUGAUAGAGGUCAUGGACUCUGUCAUCCAAAGGACUAUUAUGCUGUCGAAGAAUCUCAUAGCCAUGGAUGAGAGCUUGUCAUGUGAUCCUUUAUACUUGGGAAAGGUCGGAAGGGAAAGGCAAAGGUAUGACUUUGGAGAGGAUUUUGAUACUGUCCCUCAAAAGUUCUCCAUGUAAACAGCAAAAGACCUCAAGGAAAAAAACUCGGCUCAAAGAUCUGGACAACGUUGUUCUUUUUUUUUUGGUGGGUAAGAAGUUUCAUAUUUUUUCUCACAAAAAUCGUUUUGGACCCGAAGAUCAAUGAACGUAAUGAGCAAUCCUUGUUUAUUUACUAAGCUAUAAACUGCGUGCCAUUUUUUAUGUUUCUAAUCGAA
Brassica rapa (field mustard) is the source of this 1561-nucleotide messenger RNA. RefSeq names its product COP9 signalosome complex subunit 3. Lineage: Eukaryota; Viridiplantae; Streptophyta; Magnoliopsida; Brassicales; Brassicaceae. Gene Ontology annotation, cellular component: COP9 signalosome. The record is from RefSeq and is a predicted model, not a curated record. Gene Ontology annotation, biological process: ubiquitin-dependent protein catabolic process.